UCUUGCUCUUCAUAUACAAAAACCAGCUGCACAGAAACAAUCAGAUCAAGACUUAGAAGGAGGAGACAAAGAUGGGAAACUGUAUGAGGCAUGAAUCGUCGAUGACGUGGGCCGGCGAGGAUUGGGGCUCUCCGGCGUCCGACGGAAUGUUUGUAAAUGAUUCUCCAUAUGGAGUCUUAUCUGACAAAUCGAGGAGGACGUCGGACACGGAGAAGGAGAGUCUAUUGGGAGAAAAGAUAGGCAACGUUAAUACUUCCACGGAGGUAAAGAUCAAGAUCAGCAAGAAACAAUUGGAAGAAUUGCUUGGGAGAGUGGAUGUACGGGGGCUGUCGGUAGAGCAAAUCUUAGGUCUGUUACAGAAAGUUAGCGAUCACUAUCAAACAACGACACAGCAUCGGAGUUGGAGACCUGCCCUACAAAGUAUUCCGGAGUCCGUGACUGAGCAAAAUUGAGUUGCAUUCCAAAAUUCAAAGGAGAUGAUUGACGACGAUAACCGGAGGAAA
Messenger RNA from Nelumbo nucifera (sacred lotus), 503 nucleotides. RefSeq lists its product as uncharacterized. The record is from RefSeq and is a predicted model, not a curated record. NCBI's taxonomy places the organism in Eukaryota, Viridiplantae, Streptophyta, Magnoliopsida, Proteales, Nelumbonaceae.